This is a messenger RNA of Lodderomyces oxycetoniae, 1254 nucleotides long. RefSeq lists its product as uncharacterized. Lineage: Eukaryota; Fungi; Ascomycota; Pichiomycetes; Serinales; Debaryomycetaceae. The coding region runs from base 1 to 1254 and encodes 417 amino acids. The transcript has a single exon. Gene Ontology annotation, cellular component: nucleus. The record is from RefSeq and is a predicted model, not a curated record. Gene Ontology annotation, molecular function: transcription cis-regulatory region binding.
AUGAAUGAGAAACGACCAGGUACUGCUUUGCAAAGGGUUUUUGGAAAAUUUGCUUCGUUCUCAGGAUUUGGCACCAGCAAUGCUUCACAGCUGCCCAAUGAAAAUGCAGUAACAGAUGAAAAUUCAGCAAAGUUGGCAAGGUCUUCUUCGCAUAAGAUUCACCAUAGAAUCAACAAGAUAAUUAAAAUGAACAGCAAGACCAAGAAAUUAGAACAAGAACUACUAAGUGAUAUAAGUCUUUGGGUAGACACAAUACCGAAUCAAGAAUGCUCACAAAUUAUUAAAGACUUUAACCUGUUAUUCUCAACCCAAACACAUACAAAUCUCCAGUUAAAUGAGAAAUUGGAUAAAAUCAAAUUGAGUUUAUCGUUUGUCAAUGAACGUGAAAAGAAACAAAAGGAACUUCUCAUUGCCAAAUUCAAGUUAGAAAAACAAUUGAAAGACAGCAAGACAAAGUUUGGUCCAAAAGCAUCCUCUACAAUUCUCAUAAACGAAAAGCUAGAAGAAGUAGAGUGCAGCUUGCAAGUGGUGGAACAGCAGUUUGUUAGAUCUAUCUCCAAUGAUCUCAGAGAGAGCUUAAUUGACUAUAUAUACACGUUGAACUCCACAUCUCGAAAGAUGUGCGAGGUUAGUGAAGAUUUUAUAGAAUGUUUGAACGGACUAGAACAAGGCAAUAUAGUCAAUGGCAUUAGUAACAUUCUUGGUGAUAAUGAAAUAGCCAGGGUGUCUCCUACAAAAUACUCAAAAAUGGCAGCAGCAGCAGCAAAUAAACGGAAAUACACUAAUCCAUACACAGAUGCUGAUCCGAUAAAACUAAGAAAUUAUGAUUUACCAACACCCCAAUCAAUGUGUGCUGAGUGCAAAAAAUUGACACCAUGUAUUCAUACUGAUGGUUCUAGUCAGACCCAACAUCGUCUGCAGCAGAAUCAGCAACAGCAGCAUCAGCAACAACAACAGCAACAGCAGCAACAACAACAACAUCAACAACAUCAUCAACAUCAACAACAACAACAACAGCCGCAACAGCAACAGCAGCAUAAUUCAAACUCUACACAGCCAUUGCGCCCACAUGCACCUCAGCCUCAGCAAGUAACAAUGUCCAGACUGCUACCACAUGAACAACAGGACACAACUCGCAAACAAUCAAUGGCUAGAGAAUACCAUCAAAAUACUGAGGAAAAUCCUUAUGGCGAAGAAAUAUAUCGCCUGGAACAAUUUAGAGAAGUAUCGCUCUUCAGUGACCAUUGGAAUUAA